AUGGCGGAAUUUCUUAGGCUGCAAGAUCUGACCAGAAAUUGGGCAGCGGAGUUGGCAAAUUUCAGCCGAAUCGGAGGACAGGAGAGCGUGACCGGAGCAAGCCCGACAGUAACCGCAUCAGAGACAAGCGCGCAGCCCACGGCACAACCUCCAUCUACCAUGCCGACUUCCCCAACGACUCCACAAGAAGAGGAAUCUCCCACUGCAGCCGCACCGUCAGAACCCUCGGAACCCUCUCCGAGCCACCAAGAGACAGAGCCCAUGGAUGUUAACCCUAUUGCGGCCUAUUACGAUUCUAAUCCAGAAGAAAGGAAGCAAAGGCUGAGGAAGGAGAAGCAAGGCCAAGAGGGAAGAAGUGCAGCUCAGGAGACGCCGGUCACAGAAACCGUCCAUCACGAAGUGGCAAGAGGGGAGAUAGAUCUGAACGAAUCUGCCCAGAAGCGGAACCUCAUGACUGACGAGGAGUUCGAUUCGAUUGUGAACAGGGUGAACCAAAGAGAAGAAGGAGAGAGUGAAGAGACAGGGGUAGUACGUGUACCAGAAGGCCCAGCCUACCAGCCUGGAGACCGAGCAGACGAAAGCCAAGCUAGGGAAGAAGAGAUAAUGCUGGAAUCACCCCAGCCAGAAGCAGAGAGGGGUGAUACAUCUAUUGAAGAACAGGAAACGGAAGCAAAGGAAACAGAACCGGAUAUUGAAGUACCCGUCCCAGUAGCGCCUCCAGUAGUAAAACCAAAGGCCGUCAAGAGGCAGUUGAUUUUGAAAGGCGAUCAGAAGGCAGACCGGCCUAAACCAACAAGGGUGUCACAGAGAUGCCUGGGAAAAUGGGCAGCUAGCAAAGCCGAGGCAAACACAGCGGAAACUCCGGUAGAAAUUGAAAGUGAAGGGGAACGACCCACUCCCACAAAACCUGGGGAGGAGCUUCUACCUGCUACUGACCUGGAGGAAGCUGAUAUGGAAAUCGAUGAAGCCCCUCAGGCACAAGGUGGCCAAGGCGAAGAAGCUGAGUCAAGUCCUACUGCCCAGGAUGAGUCCUUAACUCAAGCGGAGGAGGAAGCCAGAUAUCAACAAGCAAGAAAGAGGAAGGGGAAGGCUCCAAUUCAGAAGAAAUCGAUCACCAAGAAGACUCGAGUAGUAAAUACUAGAAUAGUCAUCAGGGAAGCUGCUCAGAGAACUCCGCCGAGCCGAAGGGAGUUGAGCGACAACGAGUAUACGGCUGGUGCCGAAUCAGCCUCCGAAAGCGAUGUUUCUUUGAAGGAUGAGGAGUACGCCAAACAACAGCUUCUGGAAGAUCAUCGGGAGUUAGUCCACCCACCGGUAGAGAGAUUAAGGUACCGGAGGUGGACAGUGGACUUCACUGACGAGAUAGCGGAUGAAGCUUUUUGA
Messenger RNA from Salvia splendens (bonfire salvia), 1383 nucleotides. RefSeq names its product retinitis pigmentosa 1-like 1 protein. Lineage: Eukaryota; Viridiplantae; Streptophyta; Magnoliopsida; Lamiales; Lamiaceae. The record is from RefSeq and is a predicted model, not a curated record. The coding region runs from base 1 to 1383 and encodes 460 amino acids. The transcript is spliced from 2 exons.